Hemibagrus wyckioides is the source of this 1995-nucleotide messenger RNA. RefSeq lists its product as uncharacterized. The record is from RefSeq and is a predicted model, not a curated record. NCBI's taxonomy places the organism in Eukaryota, Metazoa, Chordata, Actinopteri, Siluriformes, Bagridae. The transcript is spliced from 8 exons. The coding region runs from base 90 to 1241 and encodes 383 amino acids.
CAAUAACAACUUAGAGACAUCCACUAAAACAUUUCCCUGUGCGCUGGAAAGAGCAAAAGAAGAAUAGAAUUGAAGUGAAGCUUCAUUCCAUGAUGAAAAGCCUCCUCAUCUUCAUUCUCUCUCUAAUAUCAGGUCCAGUGGGCUGUGUUGUGACUGGAUACUCAGGAGGAAGCAUCAUUAUAAUCUCUGAUCUAAAAUGGGAUCUGAGAUUUAUUAGAUAUUUUUGUAAGAAAGAAAGCAUAUUAUGUACACAUACUGACACCAGAAAGAAUUCUGUUCAAGAUGGAAGAUUCACGCUGUAUAAAAACAGAGAAGGAUUUGUGACAGUUUUAAUCAGGGGUCUUGAGCCACAGGAUGCUGGAACAUACAGAAUGGGAGUAGGGAUUCAGAUGAACACUGAUGUGAAACUGACAGUUAUUUAUGAUUCUUGUUGUCCUGGGCGAAAAACAAUGCAUGCUUUUCCUGGACAGAAUAUCAGCAUCAUCUCUAACUAUCCUGUGGUAUACGACAGAGACUACAAGUAUAUCAUGAAACUUGACAAUGGCAGUGUUUUAAAUGACAUUCUAGAUACUGACACCCAAUCCCAGAACAACAGAUUCUCCAUUUCUGAUGACAGAAAUGCUAAAGUUCUCGGUCUGAGCAUCAGUAAUGUGACAGAAGCUGAUGGUGGAGUUUAUUUAUGUGGAGUCUACAACAGAAUGAACUCAGUAGAGUAUUUUUCCUUCUUCACAGAGAUUCAGCUGCAUGUUAGAGCCAAAUCAUGGACAGAAAUCUCAUCUGAUAGAAAGAAUUUCACCGAAGCACCGAUAGAAAUCUCAUCUGAGAGUGCAUAUUUCAGUUCCCCUUUUAUCAUCAUCAUCAUCAUCCUCAUCAUCAGUGUGUGUGUCUGUGUGAUUGGAGGAUUUACACUGCUGAUGAUCUACAAACUGAGACAGAAACAAACCCAAGGUUCAAGACGUUCAUCCCAAGACAAUGGACAUGCUUCUCCUGUUUAUGAGAAUGACCUGCCUAAUUUACCACCAUAUGAAAACUUGAACAUGAAAAUGAGAUCCAAUCAUCAGAAUCUGGAUUCAUCUACAAAUCAGUCAGAUUCAACAUACCAGACACUGGACCCACUCACCAACCAAUCAGAUUCAGGCUACAUGUCUCUGAGUAACACAACCAACCAAUCACAUUCACACUAUCAGUGCCUGAAUCCAAGAACUCAGGUGAACUCAGUUUACCAGACCCUUCAGUCUUAAUGCUUUAUUUUUGUAUUCUUUUUAUUAUGGUGUAAGGUUAUUAAUUAAAAUGUAGUUGUUGGCAAAUUGCUAUGAUAUAGGUUUGAGCAUGUUGUUAUUAGAAAAUCGUUACCUCAGGGUGGUAAUAAUUACACCCUAUAAUUUAUUAUUUUUCAAUAACAGUACCCUUCAUUGAUUUUUAUUUUAUACUUAACAAAUUGUUUUUAUGUUAUCAAUGUAACCUGUAAAAUGUUAUGUAAUGCAAAAAAAAAAAAUGCUAUAUGUGAAGAUUGUAACACCUGAGUGAGGGUAAAUAUCAGUAUUAUGAGUGUAUUUGCAUAUGUUGUGAAAUUUGAUUGCAAAUUUGAAUAAUAACAAACUGUGAAUCAUUGUUUAGUUCAGUAAUCGAGGUUCACAGUGAACAGUUACAUCCAAAGCAUUGCUUUUAGUGCUUCAUCAUAGGGCAGUGUUGUUAUAUUACUGAAAAACAGCAGAAGGGAUUUCAUGCAUAAUCAGCAUGUUUCACAAUGAAUAAAUAAAUAAAUAAGUGACUUACUUACAUGUCUCUGUAAGUUCAACUCUACUAGAAUGAGUGACACUAGUAAAGAAGAAUAGUUUCAUUAAGUCAGAAAUGCUAAGCAAUAAACAGAAUGAAUAAAUGAAGAGAGCUAAAAAUUAAAGAUAACCUGUAAUGCCAUAUGCUGUAGAUGGUCUACUUGACAUCUCUUGACAUCACGCAGCUAUCUAUAAAUGGCUAAGGAUUACAGAUGUGGAC